AUGCAUUGACUGAUUGGCGUGGAUAGCGGGAUUCAGUCUGGAUUCAGUGUGUGCUGCGAGGUGACAUCAGUCCCGCUUUGUUGUAUUUUAGUGCUGCUUCUGUUUAUACGUGUAGUUAAGAUGUCCACAGAAGCUGAAGAAGUUAAAGCAACCGAAGAACCAACUACGGAGGAACAGCAGGAAAUGGACGAUACGGUAGCGAGUCCAGAGAAGACGGAGGAGGCCAAGCUGAAGGCCAGGUACCCCCACUUGGGCGCCAAACCGGGGGGUUCUGACCUGCUCCGCAAGCGGCUACAGAAGGGCCAAAAAUAUUUCGACUCGGGUGAUUACAACAUGGCCAAAGCCAAGAUGAAGAACAAGCAGCUCCCUGCGGCCACCACAGAGAAGGCGGAAAUCACUGGCGAACAUAUCCCCACCCCCCAGGACCUCCCGCAGCGCAAGACCUCCCUCAUGGCCAGCAAGCUGGCUGGCUGAAACCAGCUCCUAUUACACCUGCGCCUCAUUGUUUUUCCUCUCUUCCUCCCUUCUCCUCUCCCCGUCCUCUGCCCUUUACUCUGCUGUCUCUCCUCCUCCUCUCUUCCUGUCCCCCCCCACUUCCUCCCCCUCUCCUGCACAAGUGCUCUGAGCUGUGGGGAAGCAGACCAACUUCACCAGUGGUGACCAGUGCCCCCAGUCCUGUUGACCAGCGCCGCUUGAGAAUGAUGUUAUCAGCAUGAAUCGGCUGUAAAAGAGCCUUCUGUACUGUAGAUGUGGUGGUGAGGUGUUUGUAUCAUAUUUUGUUAUGAUAGAAUGAAGGCAAGAAUGAAGGCUCUGUAUGUUUAGUGUUUUAAAGUUGUAGGCUAAUUCCUGAAGAUGUCGUCUGCAUUAUGAGACUUCUACCUGGUUGUAUCUCACGGAUCCUCUGCGCACGUGUCCGCCUCUCCGACUGCUGUGAGGUGUCGGUUCCUUUCCCAUCUCUGAUUGAUGCUGUGAGGUGUCGGUUCCUUUCCAUCUCCACCUGGGAGCGUUUAUACUGAAGCCCACAGGCACUCUGAGCCUGCUCUCUCCCUCUCCAGUCACUCCACCUAGAAAUGGCCUUAAACCAUCACCGCCUGCGGUAUCUUGGGCAAUAUUUGUCCCUCUGUGCGUCCGAUCCGGAGUGUGUCCACUACGCUGUGCUUCAACUGAAAACAGCGCCAGUUCCUUUCGGUUGCCUGGAAACUUGUUAGAGAAUGAACUCAGAGGUGUGCACAUGCAUUUACUGUCACAUUUGUGCCAAUGUUUUUGUAAAUAAAAUAAUAAAAUAGUUUUUGCACUAUA
This is a messenger RNA of Alosa alosa (allis shad), 1299 nucleotides long. RefSeq names its product cAMP-regulated phosphoprotein 19b (gene arpp19b). The coding region runs from base 121 to 474 and encodes 117 amino acids. The record is from RefSeq and is a predicted model, not a curated record. Lineage: Eukaryota; Metazoa; Chordata; Actinopteri; Clupeiformes; Clupeidae. Gene Ontology annotation, molecular function: protein phosphatase inhibitor activity. The transcript is spliced from 3 exons. Gene Ontology annotation, cellular component: cytoplasm.